This is a messenger RNA of Phascolarctos cinereus (koala), 10739 nucleotides long. RefSeq names its product limbic system associated membrane protein (gene LSAMP). Lineage: Eukaryota; Metazoa; Chordata; Mammalia; Diprotodontia; Phascolarctidae. The record is from RefSeq and is a predicted model, not a curated record.
UGCUGAAGCUGCUGCUGCUGCUGCUGCUGCUGCUGCUGCUGCUGCUGCUGCUGCUGAUUUUUUUACACUCACAGUAUAGAGCUUGGUGCUUGCUGGCCUCCCUCCGCCUAAGAAAAGUGGGUUAUGAAAGGAGCUCCUCUCACAGACUGUAUAGCCCUUCACUGGAAUAGGAGCAUUCAGCAACAGAAAGAAAAAGGAAAAGAAAAACAACAGCAACAACAAAUCAAUAUCCUCUCUUUUUAAGGCUUUCCUUCACCUUUGCAAGUGGUUUAUUUUUGCAAAAAAGCUUUUUUAAAAAAGAAAUUGUAUUUUUGUUCAUUUGACUUUUUGUUUGUUUGUUUGCUCUGGUUUUAUGAGGGGCUUGUUAAUACUUAGGGGGGAAAGAAGAGAGGUGCAAGAGAGAGGAGGGGAGAGAAGAAAAGUGGAAAGGAUUAGAAGCUGGAAAAGCCGGGUCUGCUUUCACUCCUCGGUAGCUGUUGAUGAACGCUGUGUAUUUGUAAAUCGCUCUUCCCGACCGCCCUGCGCACCCGGAGAGUGCCCAUCUCCCUAUAUAUACCCUGAAAGUCAGCGUGGCCACCAUGGUCGGAAGAGUUCAUCCCGAUCGCAAACAGUUGCCGCUGGUCCUACUGAGAUUGCUUUGCCUUCUCCCCACAGGACUGCCUGUUCGCGGCGUGGAUUUUACCCGAGGCACUGACAACAUCACCGUGAGGCAGGGGGACACGGCCAUCCUCAGGUGUUAUGUAGAAGACAAAAGCUCCAAGGUGGCCUGGUUAAACCGAUCUGGCAUCAUUUUUGCUGGACAUGACAAGUGGUCCCUGGAUCCUCGGGUCGAAUUGGAGAAACGGACUGCUCUGGAAUACAGUCUCCGAAUCCAGAAAGUGGAUGUCUAUGAUGAGGGCUCCUACACGUGCUCAGUGCAGACACAGCACCAGCCCAAGACCUCCCAGGUUUACUUGAUCGUCCAAGUUCCACCAAAGAUCUCCAACAUCUCCUCAGAUGUCACUGUGAAUGAGGGAAGCAACGUGACCCUGGUCUGCAUGGCGAAUGGUCGGCCUGAGCCAGUCAUCACCUGGAGGCACCUCACACCAACUGGAAGAGAAUUUGAAGGAGAAGAAGAAUACCUGGAGAUCCUUGGCAUCACAAGGGAGCAGUCAGGCAAAUAUGAAUGCAAAGCUGCCAAUGAGGUUUCCUCAGCAGAUGUCAAACAAGUCAAGGUCACUGUGAACUAUCCUCCCACUAUCACAGAGUCCAAGAGCAACGAAGCCACCACGGGGCGACAAGCUUCUCUUAAAUGUGAGGCCUCCGCAGUGCCUGCACCUGACUUUGAGUGGUACAGAGAUGACACCAGGAUAAACAGCGCUAAUGGCCUCGAGAUUAAGAGCAUUGAGGGCCAGUCCCUCCUGAUGGUGACCAACGUCACCGAGGAACACUAUGGCAACUACACCUGCGUGGCUGCCAACAAGCUGGGAGUCACAAAUGCCAGCCUAAUCCUUUUCAAGCGAGUUUUACCCACAAUCCCCAACCCUAAUCAAGAAAUUGGCACCACCGUGCACUUCAAGCAAAAAGGACCUGGGUCAGUGAGAGGAAUAAAUGGAUCAAUCAGCCUGGCCGUACCACUGUGGUUGCUGGCAGCAUCCCUGUUCUGCCUACUCAGCAAAUGUUAAUAGAAUAAAAAUUUACAAACAAAACCCAACACACAAAAAUGCGUCAUACAGGAGACAGAGAGAGAGAGAGAAAGAGAGAGAGAGCAAGGGGGGAGGACUGUUUCUUUUACAACUUUGUGUGUUCAGAAGUGAAGGUGAAAAAUAUGACAACAAAGUAUCUACAACAUUUUCAAAAGUUAAAUUCAUUAAGUAAAAAUUUGAAAACAACUUGGUGGAAAAAUGCCACUGUGCAUGUAUGUGUGUGUGUGUGUGUGUGUGUGUGUGUGUGUGUGUGUGUGUGUGUGUGUGUGUAUGAACAGUUGGUUGCUGUGUAAAGACCACAUCAUGCUGAGGACAUUCAGAUGUUCUUUAGAUAUGAAAGAGAGGAAAGAAAAGGAAAAGGAAAGAAAAAGAAAAGGAAUGCUGGAUAAUUGUUUUCUCCCUUUUUUCUUCCUUUCUUCAUCCUUUUUCAUCUGUGGAAAGUCGUCUUACUUUUGGUGUUUAUAUAAGGUUUUUUUUUUUUCCAGUUGGUCAUUUUGAACUGACUCAGCCAAUUCAGACUAUCAAAAUAAUCCAUCCUGGUGUCUUGUGAAUAGCCUCUCAUUGGCAUGCCCCACCCUCUCUCUCUUAACUUUAUUCCUUUUUCCUAAAUCAUCCAUUCUCCCUCUCCCCUCUUCUAUAAUCCUUGGUAUUAUCCCCUUUAUCUUCCUUAUUUUCCUCUUCCUUCCCUGCUACCACCACCUUGAGCUCAAGUCAUGCCGCUGAUGCUAGGAAAUGACAUUUUAAUUUUGAUUUUCUUCACUUUGUGUGUGAGCGUGCUCAGGUCUCUCUCUCAUGUGGAUGUAUAUGUGUGUGCGUGUGUCUCUCUCUCUAAAGCAUGCCAAGGGAAUGGUCCAUAUGUACAUAGACUCAUCGUGCUGUGGAUAAUUGUCCUGCAUUGUAAUUGUGAAAUGCGGUUUUGACAUGUUGCUCAGAAAGAUGGUGGAGAAGGUGGUAGAUCCUUGUGUCUGACGCUCCAGUGGCAGCCUAACUGGAGUUUGCCUUGAAUUUCACUUGUUAAGAUAGCAUGGAAGAGCCCACCUUGCAACACCUUUCUCCACUCCACUCCUCCACCCCCAUCCCAAAUCUAACCAAAAGGCAUUAGAUUAGUGGCUGUCACAUGACAUCAGUGUGCAUUCAAACAGGAAGUGAAGCUGGGUUCCCUCCGGGGCAGGGCUCUAAACUUCCUUUUAUACCCAUCAUCAGAACCCAGAAUAUCACUGUUACUGAAAGUGCCUACUACUGAUGGGGUGACAGAUAGGGAAGAGUUAAUCAGUAACAUAGGCUGAGCUACCCUAGGAGGGGAAGAAUUCUGACUUAGCUCUUGCUUCAUAGGGCUGAGAAAAUUCAAACAUUUAGUGACAUUGGGCUGGCUGUGCCCUGUCCUCCCUCUGUAGUGGGUAUGGUGUGUACAGAAUAUAUGGAGAAGCAGGGAAGUCACCAAGUGCUAAUUCAUAAUUAUAGGAAUGAUAAGCCCUAUGAUCACCUAAACUUCCCUCCUUUUGCCCCUCCCUAUUGGUCAAAUAACAUUACAGAUUCCCCACCCAGCCACUCCUGACCAAUUCCCUUGGAUUAAACAUGUGGAUAAUGAUUGUUUCAUAAUUUGGAUCAAAUAAAGAGUGAUCAAGUGGAGCAGGAAUCUUUGGCAGCUGCAAAGUAAUCAAGGAACUUGUAAAUACUGAAACCCCAUGACCCAUAUUCCAAAUGCAUAUGUUGGAGCCCCUGUAUGAAGCAUAAGAUAAAAAGAAAAACAAAAAAAAUUUCCUUCCACAUGCCUCCACAAAGUCUUUAUCUGGUGACUGGUUGAAUUUAACUAUACACAGAAUUCAAUUGCCUAAUUUCUCUUUGAUUCUUUUGGUGCUUUUGGCAGCCCCAUCAAUUCUUAGUAGCCUGAUGAUUAAUUUUUUAGUGGGCUCCAUGACAUUGAGUUACUAGUGAUCUUGCCUGCUAGCUUGUGUUUUCUGUGAUGGAUGCUGUGGGACAUGAUCUUCCUCAAAGUCUAAAGAUUUAAUCUCAUGUUUCCCACAGAAGACUGAAGGAAGACAAGUUGGGAAUGUACCCUUAGCAUAGAAGACAAAUAGAAAUUUGAACUAUUUUCUUUAAAAAAAAAAAAGAGGUUGGGAGAUCUGAAUUAUGCCUCUGGGCAGAAAUGGCCGUAGUACUACUAAUAAAGUUGUAAUGAUUAGGAAAGAACCAAGACGAACAAUGGUUCCUUGACAAUAAUAUCUAUAGAAAGCAAGUCAGUAAAAAUGUAUUGAAAAAAGCUUGAAAUUGCUUGAGUUCCUGAAUAGUUCAAGAGAACAGACUGGUAUCCUUUAAAUAAAUUCUGAUUGGAUGAGAGUGGGACCAAAUGUAUUAUCUCCAUUAGCAAUUAGAAGAGGAAAAACGGUUUUUAAGAAAAGAACUUUUCAUCCUUUUUGAUUGAAGGAAGUCUCACACUGUAAUCCAUUACACACUAGAGAGAAAAGCCAUGCUAGGAAUUUCUCCUCUUGAUAGAUUUUAUAGAUAGAAACUUUAAAAAAAAAAAGGGCAUUUCUUCUGUGUAGAUGCAAAGAAAUCUCUUUGAAUUAUAGCAUGUUGUUUUACAGUGUCUGCUCAGGCAAGCAAUCCUCACCGUGAUGAGCCUUUCAUUAGCUGUCCCUCCUAAAUAUUUCUUUUGGAUCUAGGAAUUUGGUCAGAGAAACAGAGACAACUAACUAGGUGGCUCAUCUCUUACAUCCCAAGCAUUAGUGUUUGUUUAAGAGUCAAAACUUCUGAGUACUUUAAAAUCAAGAGAGUGAGAAAGUAACAGAUUAAUUCUUUGAGAAUGGAGUAGAAAUCAAUGAGUCCUGAGUUAUGGGCAAUUGGACUGAAUUACUUAACAAGAGUUGUCACCCAUAGUUUACCUAGUGUAAGGUCAUGAUGUUGAGGAAGAUUCAUGCAACUUGUUUCUUUUUACAGAAGAAAAGAAAAAUCUUGGCUGCUAACUUCCUUCAGGGAAUUGUUAUUCACCGUGCUGAACUUUAGCCAUUCGUGGUUAGGAAUGUUUGGAAAUUUAGACUGGCAAACAGUGAAUUGGCUUUGCUCUAGGUCCUCAUAGUCCUGGAGAAGUUUUGGUCAAUAAUAACUGAGAUGAGAUGACAUGAUGCUAUAUAGUUCACAAUACAAUACAAUAUAAUGCAUUGCAAUAUAAUGUAAUACAUUACAGCAUAAGACAAUAUAAUGUAAUACAUUACAGUAUAAGACAACAAAUCUUUUUUUUUUUAUUUGGGUGAAUUGCUAGCUUAACACCCUUUAAAAUUUUAGGUGCUCUUUCACUAGCCUUUUUCUGGGGCCUGCAGACUUUGUUCCCUCAGCUCUAAAACACAGAAUGGAAAAUGGGGUACCAAAUAGCCAUCAUUACAAAUGCUCUACCCCAUUGCCUUUUACCUUGUGUCAGUAUACUUAAAAAAAAUCCUUACACUUUAAUCACAAAAAAAGGAGUGGGCAUGAGGCAGAAAUAGAAUAUGGCCAUUGGCAAGAGUUGGUAGGUACUUGCUGAUAUGAUCAAAUGAUUGACCUAAUCUGAGAAGAAACCUAGUUUAACCAAAAUCUCAGUUCCUGAUCAGCAUCAAUCUGAUGAUAAAUCAGGACUUUUGUUUUGUCCUUUCUACAAAGUGAGUCAGAUUAGGUUAGAAAUCUCUUGCCUAUAUGUUUAAAAUCUUUGAAGACAGAAAUCUUAACACAUUUAUCAGAAAAUCAGAAAUCACUCCACAUUUGACGCCCCAAUAGAAAGAAUAAACUGAAAAGUUAUCCAUUCACUCAAAAAAAAAAUACCCCUCACCCUAUCCCUGCCCAAGAGAAUAGUCCUAGUCAAUAAUCCAUUUAGAUGUAAGUUGGAAUUGUCAUGCUUAUGGUAGCAUGCCUCCAAAUAGAAUGACAGACACAUAUUUUCAGUGCCUGAUACAGAUUCUAACAAUAAAUUUCUGUUUUCUGGAAGGAUCUGCUCUCAUAGAUUUUCUUCCUGAUUGUGAUUUUUCUUGUCCACAUAUGAAGUAUAAAGUAAAAGAGUUUCACACUUUCUCCUUCUCCUUCCCCCUUCUUCAACAAGAUCUUUUCCGGCUCUUUUGUUGCUUGCACAUAGAAAGAAGCAGAUUAGAGAUUCAAUAGAAGUGUUAAGCCUGGAGAAGAGAAUUUGAGGAUUUGUCAGCAAAGUAGAGGAGCCAGGAAAUAGGCAUCUAGGAAAAAGGAAUCUUAGCAAGGACCCACUUACUAUUUGGCUCAUCACUUGGCUGUUUGUCAAGGAAUCAAGUCCAUUAGCAACUGAAGUGUGAAACAGUAUGUGGGAAAGAACCAACUGGAUGGAAAUAAUAUGCUGAAGGGAGUGAAAUUCAUCAAUUAAUCUGACUGGCUAAUAUACUUCAUGUCAAGAGAAGUGCCCUUUGUAUACAAAAUGAAACUCAACCAUCCAUAAAACUGAGUCUUCACUUCCCAAAGAUACUUCCUUUAACUUUUAGUUAACAAGAGCAGUAAUGAUCUUGGCCUGGGGUGCUUUCUGAGGAAUGAGAGUAAUCUGAGGUCUUGUAACUUCAGAUAAUAGUAUCAUUUCCUCCUUCCUAGUUGCUUGUCUUGCUCUUUUUCUCAUAGAUCAUUGUGAUUUUUCCUUCUUGUAACUAAGGCAUGUGUCUGUCCAGAAAGAAUUUUAAAAAUUCCAAGAAAGCAAGGUGAGAUUUCCUAAAUUACAACCAAAAUCAGCUUAUUGUCAUGAGUUCAUGGUCUCACUAUCAUCUACCAAGCCAGGCAGUCUUUGCACAAAUAAACUGGAUUUAUUACAUGGAAUUGCUUCUGAUACUAGAGCUACUCUCAUUUGCUUGUUAAUUAAUUACUCUGGAGGUAGGGAUUCCAGUUCCGGGAGUCUUUCUAGUGGCCAGUCUACUAAAAAUUCUUGCAUUUGGAUCACUUUCACUGAGGAUAACCAUGACCUAAUUCCUCUCUUCAGCUCCCAUGGCUUUUCGAGCUUGGAUUUGAUGUUGAUUCCCAGUGGGCCACCAAUUUCAGAAGUGUGUAGAUAUAAUCAGGUGUUAAAAUACCCACUUGUGACAUUAUAAGAUUAUAGAGUCUUAUGCUUGGAUGAUGUAAAUCAAUUUCCUUAUACAUAUUUCCAUAGCAACCCAAAUUCAGUUUAAUAUGGCCUCUUAUUGUCUUAGAGAUUUCAAACUAUUUUCAAAAGAUCAAGGACAUAAGGAUAUAAUUUCCUCAGUUGCAAAUUCUAUAUCAUGGUAUUAUAAUGUCAGUGUGUACAAAAUGAGGUUUAUAGUUCUUUCUAGGUUACUGGUAUAGCUGCCAACUAAACUCCAGUUUGUAUAAAGAUUAGGCUUGCAAAUGCUAGACAUUGAAGAUUAAGGGUACAUUUGUUUUACCCAGUAAUAUACAUAAAUUCUUUCUUGGAAAGUCAACCAAUGUUAACAUUUACAUUAACAGAAAUGUUUAUGUAUGUAGUAGGAAAAAUGCUUUAAACUCUUGAUUUCCUUCUUCCACAUUUACAUACGGUAUGCUGAUUAAUAAAUUAGUCCCCAAUCAUGUGUAAAUCAAAGUAAAUCACUAGUUUAUGUACAUAAAGUAAACUAUGUAAACUUCAUUUUUUUCCCCCACCACACACAGGUCCAGGUAAACCUUUAAGUCUACAAGGAACGUCAGUGCUAAACAGGACCAAACCAUUUGAAGUGGUCAGAGAAAAAACAUAGGAAAGACUAAAUCUCUCAAUGGAUUAAAUUCCCUCAGUAGGAGAAAGCUUUGCUUUAUUCACACAGUACUUAAUCCCACUGUUUUUUUUUUUUUCAAAGAGACCUCCUAGAUACAGCACAAGCAUCAUAAUACUUAACUUCCAAGUGUAGGGGCCACCCUUAGGAGGAAGAAUAGUGUCAUAGAAAGAGCAUUGGCCCAGGCUUUGCCACUAUUAUUAUGACCUCAGCCAUGUCAUCUUCCCUGUCUGUACUCAUCUGCAAAAUGAGUAGGUUGAACUAGGUGAUUUCUAAGUACUCUUCUAGCUCUAACAUUCUCUCAGUCUAUACGUUCUGGCGAGGAAUCGCAAACACUUUCAGCUAUUCUCAUCGUAGCAGAUAAUAUCAUUGCCUUUCUGGCUUCCCUUGGAAAGAAGAAAGAUCGAGGAAGAGCCUUAGAGUUGUCCCUUCUGGGUUUCUGCUGUGUCUAUUUCCAAAUUUCCCAUUCUUAUUGACUUCUUGCUUCAGUGUCCUAAACAUUUUGGUUAAAUGGACUCUUGGAAAGAUCUUACAACUUGAUGAGUAGAAAGUUGCUUCUGUUUCCAUCCAUUUACUCAACAAAUCCUAGGAAUUGUUCUAAUAGGGGAAAAGGAGAGACUGCAAUUCUUUUAAGUUUCAAAGAAAUAAUAAAGAGAAAGGCUGAUCCUCCACAAAAAAAAGUCUAUCUUCUGGUUGCAAGAAAUAAAAUAGAAUCCUUGGAAAAGAUCUUAUUCUUUAAUCUGGAGAACUAGCAAUUUUCAGUUGACUUAGUAGACUGUUCUCACCAUUGUGUUCUCAAAUUCCAUUUCUGAAUCCUUGCCCUAGAACCUAGAUACUCCCUUUCAUAUUGAUUUUGACAUCCUGGGCUUGCACAAAGUGCCUAAUUAGUUUGAUGAAGCAGAUAAAAAUAUUGACAAACUAGAUAAUUGGCCCACGCAAAAAAACAUCAAAGGCAAAACCUAAAAAAUAGUCUAGACUUAUUAUUAAGGCUACUGUGUAAAAAGAACUGUCAAAUUCGUAUGAUACCCCAGAGUUGUCCUAGUUCCAUUGUCACUGUGAUCUUGGCCAAAUUAUUUCACUUCUGUGGGUUUCAGUUUCCCUAUCUGCAAAAUGAGGUAGUUAGAUUAAAUAAUCUCGAAGGUUAUAAUAUUUGUGAUUACAUGAUUAUAAACUGGGUGCUCACUGUGUUUGACUACUUUAGAUAACAUUUUUUCCUUUUUCAUCUGGUCUUCCCAUAUCCUUUAUUGACACACUCCCCCCAAAAUAGUAGUAUUGAGGGCUAAAACUUCUAACAGGAAUUUUCUUAUGUUAUGAUUUGAUCAUCUGGUCAUAUCUGGCCAUAUCAUUUGUUAGCAUGCUGGGAAUGUGAUUUAUCUGGGAUAUUUAACUAAGGGCACUGAUAUGUUUUGGCUGUUGUAUAUUUUUAAAUGUUUCAAAUCUAGCUAUUACACUAUUUUAUUAACCUAGCAUAAAAGGAAAAGAACCUAAUCUGUUUCCCCCAUCUUAUACCAUCCCUUGAAUGAUAGCCAUAUGGCUUCAGUAUUCCAUGUAUUUUAAGUAAACAAGUCCUCAAAUUUAAAAAGUAAACAAGUGUUUCUUUCUAAGUUGAGGAAGUUCAAGUUCCCCAUUAAAGAUCUAGAAAAUCUGAUCCUAGAUCUCAUCCUAAAAAUUGAUUAGAUAUCUUGUAAGAAAUGAUGUUUAAAAUAGCAGUCCCAAACAGGUACAGUUGAUCUAUACUAUUAAAAAAGAGAGAGAGAGAGAGAGAGAGAGAGAGAGAGAGAGAGAGAGAGAGAGAGAGAACAUUUACUAGAAUAUUCUUGUCCAACACUUUGCCCUGUAUGGCUCAAGCUUCCUACAACCUAUUCCAAGAUAUUAGGGACUCCAAGCCCUAAAAAACAGUCAAGUGAAAGGAGGAAAAAAAAAGAAAUAUCCUUUUGGCCCACACUUGUAAACGAUUUCAAAAAGUGUCUAGCAAGACUGCGCAGAUAUUAUUUCAAGGCUUCAGGCAAAGGAUUAGGAUGUCAAGAAAAAUCAUUGAGUAGACUCUAGAGAUGAUGGUAGUGACAAUGAGAUUGUGAUAUGAUAUCUUUGGGGGAAUCUAAGAAUGGCCAAAAUCAGAUGUAAAAAGUCAAGUUCUUUGGUUUUAAAUAGGAUGUUAUGGAAAGUGCAAAGGGAAGAUAGGUUUCUAGGUGUAGAGAGAAAGGUUUCUUAGUAUCUUGGUAAAAUCAGAUAUUGCAUCCAAUUCCCUGCCUGUGUCCUUUAGGGAGCUGAGCAUAUUGUUACUAUAUUGACCCAAGAGUUAAUGUCCCACAGCAUCUCAAGAGACCAAGCUUAGCCUUUCCCUAGCUUGUCUUCCUAUGCAUUGCCAGAAAUAGCCAAUGGAAUCUUAGUUACCUAUAUGCUGAAUAGUGGUCUGUAUCUAUAUCUUUCUAUAUGUCAAUAUCACUUUAUAUAGAUAUAGAUAAGCCAAGUCCUUAGAACAUUUAUAAAGUCAUUUUGUAAAUGAGAGAACUACCAGUCAAACUAGAAAUACUUUCCUUCUCUGUGAUUAUUUCAGAUGUUCUUCCCAUUCUGGUCAUUUCUCUAUCCUCAACCUUUAUCCAUCUACAGAUGGACACAAGCAGAAAGGUUCUAAUCUACAUCUAGAAAAUGAAGGAAGUACUUCUAACUACUAGCUUCAUAGUUCAGACCACCCAAUACAAGUUUGCUGGGGCCAUUCCUGAUUCCACCACCAAUGAGUCUUUACCCUUCACCAGAGAAUGUAUAAGGCUGAGUCUGGUGAAUUGUUGCCAAGUUUCAUUCCCUAAGUGUUUACUGGGGGGUUUCAACAGGGAGGAGAUGAUGUGGAGAAUGGAGUGCUCAAAUAAAGCCUCCUUUGCUCCCCCUCCCCCUUCCCAUUGCUCUAUGGAAGGGUUUACAAAUCCUGCUAUUGGUUAGAAUUCUUAUUAACAGUGUUAUAUACAUAUAAAUAUAUAUAUACAUAUAUAUAUAUAUUCCUUUUUUUCAACCCUGUAGCCAUGAACUGAACUUCCCUUGACAAUACAAACACAUGAUCAUUUUUUGCUUUGGGACUCUUAUUGUUUGAAAUUUCUUCUUUUUUAAAAAAAAAUUAAUUUGGUGGGCAUUUUUUCUCCCAUAUAUUAGCUCUAUGGAGAAAAACAAAAGCGCAAUGUGUGUAAAAAAAUUAAAAUUAAAACAAGCUUUUUUCUUUUUCUUUUUCAAUGUAUUUAAAUUCUGUUUCUCUCUUCUGUUACUUUACACGUAUGAAUGCUCUGCUCUUCUGUGAUCUUAAAACAAAAUGAAAUAAACGUGAAAAGGAGAUGUGUCUUUAUUGCCCUAA